CUGACAACAGACAUGAUUUGUUUGCUGUUGUGAAGUACAAGAUCGAGCACGAGCAAAACAAAGAUUCCGGAAAAUGCUUCAAUAAUCAAUUCUUGCAAAGUUCAUCGUCAUCUGAGCAUUUUAUGUGUCCAUUUUCACUAUGGAACCUCUCAGUGGUACAUGUUUGUCUUGUGGUAUCCAGGCCUUAACCAAAUGUUCCAAAUGCAAGCAAGCCUUUUAUUGCGGACGAGCCUGUCAAAAAAUAGAUUGGAGGAGUCACAAAAAAGGCCAUGAUGAGCCUCUUGACACGUUUGGGAUCGGACAAUUCAUCAAUGAUGCUUGCAAACCCCAGGUCCAGACCAUGGACUUCUCCUCCACCCUAGAGGCCUUAACCCGAUAUCAAAUGGAGAGCACACAUAAGAGUAAUUGUGAAGUGGGACCAGAUAACUGGUUCAUUGCCACCAGAGACAUCGAAACCAAUCAAGAACUGUUCACCCAUUAUGGUUUUGAAUUCUGGGCUCAGAAAUUCAUGUUGGACUCGGCUAGUCCUGUGGAACGCUUGCUUUUCUAUGCCGUUAUGGACCAGAAUCGAAAACCAUUUGACCUGAGACGCUUCUACAAUUUCACCGAUGCCACGAUGCGGUCCUUUCUGAAAGUCUUGAUUCAGGUCCCUGAUGUGGAACAAGAGAAUUUCGAUCCCAAGAAAUACAUUUGUCAAGUCACUGAUCAAAUCAACAUCCAAGCUCCUGUCGAGAUCCAAUCCUAAGAUUUGGCUCCACUUUGGAGGUGAUACGUAUGUGUACGUACGUCAAAGGCCGUCAGUUUCACCUCCUAGGUGCUGAAAACCUGGACAAAAUGGAUUCUGGCGGAAAAAUAUCGUUUCUCAUCAUGAGAACAAAAGGAAAAUGAGAAGAAGAGAAAGACCUCUUUGAGGGAUUCUCUUUCACGUCAAUCUCUCAGAUGAUCUUCGCGAUAAAGGGCGAACCUCUCGUGUAAACCUACAUACGUAUAUACUUUAUGUGUAUGGAUUUCUGCGGAAUAGCAGGAGUUAAUUCAAACGAAUAGAGAGCUGACCUGCUCACUCAACGAGAUACUUGCGUUGUGAAUUUAUUUCAGUAUUGCAUCUUGAUCGGUCAUGCAAAACAAAUUGCCUUUGUGUUCUGAUGAUAAAUAUGGGCUACACUCCAUGGCUCAUGCGUUCUGACAAUACCCUGUACCAAAAAACAAUGUUGAAAGUAAUAAAGAGAAUGGGAAGAACAA
Molecule: messenger RNA, 1239 nt
Organism: Tigriopus californicus
Lineage: Eukaryota; Metazoa; Arthropoda; Copepoda; Harpacticoida; Harpacticidae
Exons: 2
Coding region: 140-745 (201 amino acids)
Source: RefSeq, a predicted model, not a curated record